Messenger RNA from Apodemus sylvaticus (European woodmouse), 2474 nucleotides. It is a transcript of the gene Rab36, whose product is annotated as RAB36, member RAS oncogene family. The record is from RefSeq and is a predicted model, not a curated record. NCBI's taxonomy places the organism in Eukaryota, Metazoa, Chordata, Mammalia, Rodentia, Muridae. The transcript is spliced from 11 exons. Gene Ontology annotation, molecular function: GTP binding; GTPase activity. The coding region runs from base 174 to 977 and encodes 267 amino acids.
UCCGCGCGGGCCGGUGCCAGCCGUACCGGAGGACUGGAGGAGGGUCCAGACCCCGCCCCCGACGUCGGGAUUCGGGAGCUACGAGCCAGUCCCGCGAGGCCACUGUUGCUGUGGUGAUUUACAGCGGCCUGCGCGCCCGGAACCUGGUCUUUGCAGCUUUGAACACUGGAAGAAUGAGGUCCUCUUGGACCCCUUUGGGGCCCCCCGUGAGCCAGGACCGAAUCAUCACCAGUUUCCCUAAGUGGUACACCCCGGACGCCUGUCUACAGCUCAAAGAGCACUUCCACAGCCAGGUCAGCACAGCCUGCCAGCACAGGAACACAGGCACUGCGGGGCUCAGACUCUCCAAGGUGGUGGUAGUUGGCGAUCUCUACGUGGGAAAGACUAGCCUUAUUCACAGGUUGUGCAAGAACGUUUUCGACCGUGAUUACAAGGCCACGAUCGGCGUAGACUUUGAAAUCGAGCGCUUUGAGAUCGCAGGGAUUCCCUUUAGCCUCCAGAUCUGGGACACAGCCGGGCAGGAGAAGUUCAAGUGUAUUGCAUCUGCCUACUACCGCGGAGCCCAGGUGAUCAUCACAGCCUUUGACCUCACAGAUGUGCAGACUCUGGAGCAUACCAGGCAAUGGCUGGAGGAUGUGCUGAGGGAGAAUGAGGCAGGCUCUUGCUUCAUCUUCCUCGUGGGAACCAAGAAGGAUCUCCUGUCAGGGGCAGCGUGUGAGCAAGCCGAAGCUGAGGCUGUGCAUCUGGCCAAUGAGAUGCAGGCAGAGUACUGGUCUGUGUCGGCCAAGACGGGAGAGAACGUGAAGGCAUUCUUCAGCCGUGUUGCAGCCCUAGCCUUUGAACAGUCUGUACUUCAGGACCUAGAGAAGAGGCCCAGCACCCAGUCCCAGGUCGGAGAUGGAGAUGGAGACCUAAUACGAAUAGAGGUACCCAAGACCCAGGAGGGCAAGAGGCCACCCGGCCUGGGCUGCUGUUAACCGAGGCCAGAAUCAGAGGCAUCCACAGCGUGACAUGGAGCCCAAGGUCUACAGUGGAUAUGCCUUCAAGCCGGAGAAGCCCGGUGUCUUCAGAGCUCAGCCAUUUCUCUUUAGCCGGUCAGCAGCCACAGGCUGCCGAGGCUCCCAUACUGCCCGGCUGGCUGAUGGGCACCAGGGCGAGCCUUCCCUACAGGGUCUUCAGAUGGUCUCUGUGUUCUUAAGAGGCUUCGAGACUGCAGACUCGCGACACCUCAGGGCUAGCCCACACCCCUUAGCCAAUCACACCAAGAGCUGCGGCACCCUUUCCUCCGGAUCCUCUGGGAUUUCUGAACCCUCAUCUCCAUGUUCUGAGCACUGAGACUCGUCAGAGUAGGCGACUAAAACACCUGCCAUCCCACCUGGAGUUCUCUCCCAUCAAGAAGGCACGGAGUUCUGGGCCUUUCAGCGUCAGACCUAGCUCUCCCAGGAGGACUCGAGGGCUCCAUGGACAAAGCCCAUCUGGCCCCUCUGGCAGAGUCCCGCCUCCAUCUCUGAGACUCCCCAUGGUUCUGCCCUGGGUAUUAGUGGGUCAGAAGGUGGGCCUUUGGUUCAUCGCUGUGAGCAUCCGGAGGGACGGCGAUUGCAUGGUGGCCUUCGGCAACUCAUUCCACAUCCCUGGACCUGAUACUGCCCUGUGUUUUCACCUCUGCAUGUCCCUGUUGGCUUACUAUGUGUCCGUCCAACUGGACUAUGUCUCUCAGGACCUUGGCAUUGGACCACAUAUCUCUGGAGGACUUGGGACAUCCAGAAUCUAGCAUGCCUAACCCCUUACUGCACAUCAGCAGGGACACUGCGCCGGCUACGUGGGUCCAGGGUCUCCCCCGACCCCCUCACUUAUUCUGUAUUCCUAUAGCUCUGGGCCCAGACCCACGUGCCUGUCUUUCUCCUACCAUAAGAGUGUGGGCACACCUAGCAUUCCUAUCUGCUGCACCCCCAAUCCCUGCCAAGACAGGGUCUCAUGUAGGCUAUGCUGUCUUCCAACUCUAUUUGUAGCUGAGGCUUACCUUGGGUUUUAUUUACUCUCCAUCUCCCAAAUGCUAGAAUUAGAGAGAGGUACCACCAUACCUAGCAACACCUGCUUCUCAAGAAUGGUAAGCCCCUGGAGGCAGCCACGUUGGUCCAUGCCGUUUCCUAAGUGCCUGGCAUACCACACCUCUCCAUGACUGUUCAUUAACUCAGCAAGGGCCAAGCCUCCGAGAACACGGAUCUAGCUUCCCGUUCGAUACAUUCAUUAGCCUUAUUUUAGUGAGCUCUCUCUCCCUCCCCGAUGCACACCCCACUCUGAAACAGUGUAUCACUAUGUAUAGUAGGCCGGCCUUGAGCUUGCAGCAGCCGGCUGCCUCUGCUUCCCAAGUCCCAGGGUUAUAGACACAAAGCUCUUUUUUGGCUCAAGGUCUUUGAUUCUAGAAAGUAUAGAAAACAUCUCUUUAAAGGACUUAAUGUUUGGUAUUAAACAAG